AUGAUAAGUGCGUUCUCCCUGUUGGUGACAGCCUUGGUGGCUUUCAUCAUCUAUGACUUCAUUCAAAAGUUCCAGCGAUGGAGGAAAAUGCCCCCUGGAAUCGUGACGGGGAACGGAUCGCUUUGGCAGGACAAUCGACGCUUCACGAUGAGGACUUUGAGAGAUUUCGGGUUCGGUAAGACAACCUUAGAUGGGAUCAUAAGCAACGAAGCCUUGGCACUCUGUGAUGUUUUCAAGAAGAAGGCCAAGGACCCGUUCGAUCUGGAUUAUUCAGUCAAUGUCGCCGUUCUGAACGUCAUUUGGAAGAUGACUGCCGACGAGCAGUAUCCUCACGAAGAUGUGCGAAUGGCCAAUUUCAUGCAGUUGUUGACGCUGAACUUGGAAGACGCUCGGACUCUGGGCCCAAUCCAAUUCGUCCCUAUUUUGAAAUACCUGUAUAUACCUGCCUUUCAAGCCUACCGACGAGUCAAGAACCGAAUCGAAGGCAUCAUCGCCGGCUUCAAGGGAAAGGUGGAUGAGCACAAAAAUAAUUUUGACCCAGACAACAUCCGAGACUACAUCGAUGCCUAUCUUCAGGAGAUGAAAGCGCAGCAAAGCCGAGGAGAAGUCAAUAAACAUUUUUCCGAUCUGCAGCUGAGAGUGAACAUCCAAAAUCUGUUCUUCGCUGGUAGCGAGACAACAGCCAACACGACACGCUGGGCCAUUUUGUUUCUACUUCGGGACCCGAAAGUGCAGGAAAGGAUUCAGGCGUACCUCCAAGUUGCGGUACGGUUACAACGGGGGUACCCAAAUGGCGUUUGCACGAAUCAAGACGUGGAAUUCGCGGGAUACACGAUCCCCAAGGGUACCAUUGUUAUGGGGAACCUGUGGGCUUGCCAUUUCGACCCAAAAUAUUGGCCUGAUCCCUUCAAAUUCGAUCCGACUCGAUUUUUGGAAAGUGAUGGGACUCUCAAGACCAAGAUUCCCAGCUUCCUUCCCUUUUCUCUCGGGAAGCGUCAAUGCCUGGGUGAAUCUCUGGCAAAGAUGGAACUCUUCAUUUUCAUCACAGUCUUCAUGCAAAGAUUCAGCUUCCGUCUACCAGAGGGUGCCACGAUGCCAUCUACAGAACCAAGCUUCAGCGCCAUUGUCAACCGUCCGAGACCCUUUAAGAUUGUCGCCGAGGAAAGAACCUGAACUCAGAAGAAACUGGGGACAAAUUUGCCUUCUCUACAUCUCAAAGUUAUUAUUUUGUGCUUUCUUUUUCAAAAUCUACAGGCUGUCGAACAUUAUGAAAAUAUUGAAUGAAUUCCAAUGCAUU
Darwinula stevensoni is the source of this 1297-nucleotide messenger RNA. Lineage: Eukaryota; Metazoa; Arthropoda; Ostracoda; Podocopida; Darwinulidae. The record is from the annotation of a GenBank genome assembly.